UAAAGAUGCUUUUAAAUACGUUCUGGAGAAAAUAGUACCAUCGAUGAAAGUAGGGAAACGACCAACAAUUAUUUCUAAUGAAAUAAAGUUGGCAACUACGCUACGGUUUUUGGCACAAGGCUCAUACCAAGUUGGUGUUGGAAAUGAUUUCAAAUUGGCCUUAUCUCAACCCACCGUGUCCGCAAUAUUGGCUGAAAGACUUGAAGCUCUGGAGCAGGUAAUAUGCCCCCUGCUUAUAAGAUUCGAAAUGUCCGAGGAGGAGCAGACAGAAGUGAUAAUGCAUUUCUUCCAAAAGGCAGGGUUCCCCGGCGUAAUAGGUUGUGUGGAUGGAACGCAUAUUAAAAUUUCGGCGCCCACUAAGUUGGACCAAAAUCUGUAUUUUAACAGAAAAGGGUUUUUCAGCUUAAAUGCAAUAAUUAUUUGUGAUCAUAAAAUGAAAAUAAGGUACUUCGAUGCGCGAUAUGCAGGCUCAUCCCACGACUCCCUGAUAUGGAACAUUAGUUCUGCAAAACAGGUGUUACGUGAGCGGUACGAUUCUGGAGUGCGCAACGCUUGGCUAUUAGGCGAUGCAGGCUACCCUCUGGAACCGUAUUUAAUGACGCCCUAUAGAUCAACUUCAGAAGGAAGCGCUGAAUCCAUUUUUAACACCAAGCACGCAAAAACUAGAAACAUAAUAGAGAGAACCAUUGGAGUCUUCAAAAACCGAUUUCGCUGCUUACUCGGAGCUCGUCAGCUACAUUAUAAGUCGGAAAAAGCAAUGCAAAUCGCAAACGUUUGUGCUGCCUUACAUAAUCUUUGUAUUGACUUUAAUGUAGAGUCAUCAAGCUACGAUUCAUCAUCCGAAGCUGAAAAUGUUCAAGAUGGGUUUGAAAUUGAUGUAUCUGACGACUUGCAAAACAUGGAAGCUACGUAAAUAUGGCAACAAAUUAAA
Rhagoletis zephyria (snowberry fruit fly) is the source of this 931-nucleotide messenger RNA. Its product is annotated as putative nuclease HARBI1. Lineage: Eukaryota; Metazoa; Arthropoda; Insecta; Diptera; Tephritidae. The record is from RefSeq and is a predicted model, not a curated record.